UCUCCUUUCGCCGGCCGCUGCGCUUCGCGGCGCGGAAUAGAAUGAACUGUAACAAAACAAGCCAAGCCUUUGUAUCUGCUUAAAGGGGCCGCGGACACUUCCCUCCUGUCCCCCUCCAUCCCCGCCCAGCAACCGCGUCUGCAGGGCUCCCAGCAACUGGCUGGAAGGGCUUCCCUCACCCUCAGGGACAGCCCACCAGCGAGGAGAGGCGAGCCAGGCGGGAGGCAAAGAGGCGACACUACAUUUCUAAAAGGCAAGAAAGAAAGGAAGGAAAAAAAUAACCCAAGCGGCGCAGAGUGGACUCUGGUCCGGGAGAGCACGGUCGGGCGCCGGAACGUGGACCGAGAGGCACCGGAAUGCAAACAAAGCUCGGGGGCGCCUGUGCAUGGCUCGCGGGGAAGCCCAGAAAGUUUGUUUUAUGAUGGCUUGAGUGCGCUAGUGUGUGCAGGGGAGCGCGGCUGCCAAGUUUCUCUCUCCUGUUUUGUUAUUUGGGGACAGAUGUUUCUCCCAUGAACCAGCGGAGGCUCGGGGGCUUGUGCUGUGGGGGGCACCUGUCUCUCAUUUAAUUAUUAUUUUUGGAGGGGGGGUGUAACUCAUCAUGUCGAAAGUGAUCCAGAAGAAGAACCACUGGACUAGCAGGGUUCACGAAUGCACCGUGAGGCGGGGACCCCAGGGCGAGCUGGGGGUGACGGUGCUGGGGGGUGCGGAGAACGGGGAGUUUCCGUAUGUCCGAGCGGUGGCUACGGUCGAGGCGGCGGGGCUUCCCGGCGGCGGCGAGGGCCAGCGACUGGGCGAGGGGGAGCUGCUUCUGGAGGUGCAGGGGAUCCGGGUGUCCGGCUUGCCCCUCUAUGAUGUGCUGGGAGUCAUCGACAGCUGCAAGGAGGCCGUCACCUUCAAGGCCGUCAGACAAGGAGGGAGGCUGAACAAGGACCUGCGACAUUUUCUCAGUCAGCGCUUCCAGAAAGGGUCUUCUGAUCAUGAGCUCCAGCAGACCAUAAGGGAUAACCUUUACCGCCAUGCUGUGCCUUGCACGACGCGAUCUCCAAGAGAAGGAGAAGUGCCUGGCGUGGACUAUAACUUUCUGACUGUGAAGGAGUUCUUGGACCUUGAGCAAAGCGGCACUCUUCUCGAAGUCGGGACCUAUGAAGGAAACUAUUAUGGGACACCCAAACCUCCUAGCCAGCCAGCCAGUGGAAAAGUGAUCACAACGAAUGCCUUGCAAAGCCUUCAGUCUGGCUCCAAGCAGUCGACACCGAAGCGAACCAAGUCCUACAAUGAUAUGCAAAAUGCUGGCAUAGUCCACGCGGAGAAUGAGGAGGAGGAUGUUCCUGAAAUGAACAGUAGCUUUACAGCAGCCGAUUCCGGUGACCAAGACGAGCACACUCUCCUAGAAACAACACUACCACCUGUGAAUAGUAGCAUCAUCGCUGCUCCCAUCACGGACCCUUCUCAGAAGUUCCCUCAAUACCUACCUCUUUCUGCAGAGGAUAAUUUAGGUCCUCUACCUGAGAACUGGGAGAUGGCCUAUACCGAAAAUGGAGAAGUCUAUUUUAUAGACCAUAACACAAAAACAACAUCCUGGUUAGACCCUCGGUGCCUGAACAAGCAGCAAAAGCCUCUGGAAGAGUGUGAAGAUGAUGAAGAAGGGGUACACACCGAGGAGCUGGACAGUGAACUAGAACUCCCUGCUGGUUGGGAAAAGAUUGAAGAUCCUGUCUAUGGUAUCUACUAUGUAGACCACAUCAACAGGAAGACGCAAUAUGAGAACCCAGUUCUAGAAGCCAAACGGAAGAAGCAGCUUGAGCAGCAGCAGCAGCAGCAGCAGCAGCAGCAGACAGAAGAAUGGACAGAAGAGCAUUCAUCCCUUGUGCCUCCUGUUAUUCCAAACCACCCCCCAAGCAAUCCAGAGCCAGCCAGAGAACCUUCACUUCAGGGCAAACCCUUUUUUACACGAAACCCUUCUGAAUUGAAAGGCAAGUUCAUUCACACAAAGCUGCGGAAAAGCAGUCGUGGCUUUGGCUUCACAGUAGUCGGAGGGGAUGAACCUGAUGAAUUUCUGCAGAUCAAAAGCUUGGUCCUAGAUGGCCCUGCUGCGUUGGACGGCAAGAUGGAAACAGGGGAUGUAAUUGUCAGCGUGAAUGACACCUGUGUUUUGGGACAUACACAUGCUCAAGUUGUGAAAAUCUUCCAGUCCAUUCCCAUUGGUGCCAGUGUGAACCUUGAACUCUGCCGUGGUUAUCCGUUGCCUUUUGACCCAGAUGACCCCAAUACCAGUUUAGUGACCUCGGUAGCCAUUUUGGAUAAAGAACCGAUUAUUGUGAAUGGACAAGAGACGUAUGAUUCGCCAGCUAGCCACAGUAGUAAGACAGGCAAAGCCAAUGGCACAAAGGACGCAAGGCCGAGCAGCCCUGCUGACGUGGGUUCAAAUGGUUCCCAUGGUUAUCCCAAUGACACUGUCUCUUUGGCAUCCUCCAUAGCCACUCAGCCGGAACUCAUAACUGUUCAUAUAGUCAAAGGGCCGAUGGGCUUUGGUUUUACUAUCGCAGACAGUCCUGGUGGCGGUGGCCAAAGAGUGAAACAGAUUGUCGACAGUCCAAGAUGCCGAGGCCUGAAAGAAGGGGAUCUUAUAGUGGAAGUGAAUAAAAAGAACGUGCAGACUCUAACUCACAACCAAGUGGUGGAUAUGCUGAUCGAGUGUCCUAAGGGAAGUGAGGUCACGCUAUUGGUGCAACGAGGAGGGCUGCCAGUCCCCAAGAAGAGCCCAAAGUCGCAACCACUGGAAAGGAAAGACAGCCAGAAUAGUUCUCAGCACAGUGUUUCCAGCCACCGAAGCCUGCACACAGCAUCCCCAAGCCACAGCACACAGGUGCUCCCCGGGUACCCACCUGCAGAGGCCCCAACUGCAGAUCAGACUGACAGCUCUGGGCAGAAAAAACCAGAUCCUUUUAAAAUCUGGGCCCAGUCUAGGAGCAUGUACGAGAACCGACCUAUGUCACCUUCGCCUGCGUCGGGAUUGAGCAAGGGUGAAAGAGAGAGAGAAAUCAAUUCUACAAGUUUUGGAGAAUGUCAGAUUCCAGAUUACCAGGAACAAGACAUCUUCCUCUGGAGAAAAGAGACUGGAUUUGGAUUUAGGAUUCUGGGUGGAAAUGAACCAGGGGAACCUAUUUAUAUUGGUCACAUCGUGCCACUGGGUGCUGCUGAUACGGAUGGCCGCCUGAGGUCUGGAGAUGAAUUAAUCUGCGUGGAUGGGACACCAGUAAUUGGAAAAUCACACCAGCUUGUGGUCCAGCUUAUGCAACAAGCUGCCAAGCAAGGUCACGUCAAUCUCACAGUGCGGCGUAAAGUGGUUUUUGCGGUGCCCAAAGCGGAGAACGAGGUGCCCUCGCCAGCCUCCUCUCACCACAGCAGCACGCAGCCCGCGUCGCUGACGGAGGAGAAGCGCACGCCGCAGGGCAGCCAGAACUCGCUCAACACCGUGAGCUCGGGCAGCGGCAGCACCAGCGGCAUCGGCAGCGGCGGCGGCGGGGGCAGCGGCGUGGUGAGCACCGUGGUGCAGCCCUACGACGUGGAGAUCCGCCGGGGCGAAAACGAGGGCUUCGGCUUCGUCAUCGUGUCCUCGGUGAGCAGGCCCGAAGCAGGCACGACCUUUGCAGGCAAUGCAUGUGUGGCUAUGCCUCACAAAAUAGGUCGGAUUAUUGAGGGGAGCCCUGCUGACCGCUGUGGCAAGCUGAAAGUAGGAGACCGGAUCUUGGCAGUAAAUGGAUGUUCCAUCACCAACAAAUCCCAUUCAGACAUUGUCAACCUAAUCAAAGAAGCGGGAAACACAGUUACCCUCCGCAUCAUUCCCGGGGAUGAGUCUUCGAAUGCUACCUUGCUAACCAAUGCAGAGAAGAUUGCUACUAUCACCACCACACACACUCCUUCUCAGCCAGGGGCCCAGGAGACCAGGAAUACCACCAAACCAAAGCAGGAACCUCAGUUUGAGUUCAAAGCAUCCCAGGCAACCCAGGAGCAAGAUUUUUAUACUGUGGAACUGGAAAGAGGAGCCAAGGGAUUUGGCUUUAGUCUUCGAGGGGGUCGAGAGUAUAACAUGGACCUUUAUGUUCUGCGCUUAGCAGAGGAUGGUCCUGCAGAAAGAUGUGGAAAGAUGAGGAUUGGUGAUGAAAUUUUAGAGAUCAAUGGUGAGACCACCAAAAACAUGAAGCAUUCUCGGGCUAUAGAACUGAUUAAGAACGGUGGCCGCAGAGUUCGUCUAUUCCUGAAGCGGGGAGACGGCUCAGUACCAGAAUAUGACCCCAGCAGCGACCGCAGCGGUCCCUCCGCCGGGCCACAAGGUGUUCCGGAAGUGAGGGCCGCGCCGGGCGGCCGCCGGCAACAGCAUCCAUCCCCGGAGUCCAGUUAUCCACCCGAUCUUCACAAAUCAUCACAGCAUGGGGAAAAGCGGGCACACGGGAAAGAUCCGAAGGGCAGCAGAGAGUAUAGUAGACAACCCAACCAACACCACACCUGGAAUGGAACUUCUCGCAAAGCCGACGCCGGGGCUUGCCGACCCAAGGAGCGGGCGCCCGAGGGGCGCAGGGACGCGCCGGCUGAGCGCACGGCCGCCAACGGGCCCAAGAGGCGGUCUCCGGAGAAGCGCAGGGAGGGCACCCGGAGCGCUGACAACACGCUGGAAAGGAGGGAGAAGCACGAGAAGAGAAGAGAGGUUUCUCCGGAGAGGAGGCGAGAGCGGUCCCCAACCCGCCGGAGGGACGGCUCUCCCAGCCGUCGGAGAAGGUCCCUCGAGAGACUCAUGGACCAGAGGUCUCCAGAGCGCAGGAGAGGCGGCUCGCCCGAGAGGAGGGCCAAGUCCACGGAUCGGAGGCGCACGCGGUCCCCAGAGCGCAGGAGAGAGCGGUCCCUGGACAAAAGGGGCCGAGAGGACAGAGCCAGCCACCGAGAGCGGGACGAUGCGAAUCUGAAGCUGGACGCCGGCAGAAGCUCCAGACAUGCCCCGGAGCAGAGGCGGCGGCCUUACAAAGAAUGCAGCACCGACCUCAGUAUAUGAGACCCUGAACCACAUUCCAGCCUUUACCGUGUCAAAGGUUCUAAGAGCAAGGUCACAAACUUGAGAUAAUUUAGUUUCUUACCUAAUGAAGUUAUCUGACACCUCAUGAUCCUAUGAAUAGCAACAAACAUUUUAUGCAUUUGAAAUCUUAUAAGAAAAAAAAUAUAUAUGAAAAGUGUUGUGCCUGAUGUAUAAUAUUAAAGAAAGUAUUUUUAAAUGCAUACUUUUUUGGAAAUUCUUUGCCAAAUGCUGGCCCAAAGGGAUAUAAAUUUUGUUUCUAUGUAAACUGUAGACUUCUCCAAAAUUGUUCCCUUUAGGGGGCAAACUUUUUCUCUCCUGGUUAAAUAAAUGGGGCUGUUGGUCCUUUUCUCUAAGUAAGGGAAAUUAUUAAGUUUAAGUAAUUUGAUAUAGACUGUUCUGUAGCUAUAUAGUAGUAUUCUGUAUAGUCAGGAGUUUUUCUUAAAAGCAAAGAGCAAAAAGGCAAAGUUCUGCUUGUAAAACCUGAGGACCCUUAGGGAUGAAUUAGGAUUGCCAGUGAUCCUAAAAUGGAGCAAACUGUAUGAGGAGACUACUAUUGCAAAUGAAGGAUAUUUAUAGCUAAACAAUGUAGCACAAAGAAAUUUUAUAUUCUUGAGUUAUAGUUGGUUCGGAAGACAGUUUGUACUCUCCCUGGCCCAAGAAGGCACAGAGACAAGAAAGUUGGCCACUAUUACCCAAAUACACUAGCCCCCAAGCACAGUCAGGUUCUUUAACAUGUCCAGCAUCUAGUAAGAUUUCACUUAAGGCUAUGCCAUUGCAGCUUUGCUCAACUCCUUAGAAGGGACAGACAACAAACAUCUUGUGUGUUGUCUAAUUUGAGGCUGAAUAGUAGAUGGCCGGUAUUGAAAGUAAGUUCCCCCUUCCUAGCAUAAGCCCACGGUUGCCCUCUGCCAGCUGGAGAGGAGGGAGUGAGCCUUGGUAGAGGGAACCUCUCUGCUAGUAUUUAAAGAAGUGAGGGUUGGAGGUGCUCAUUCUUAGAAAAAUGCUAAUUUCACUUUGAAAUCAUAAUCAAAGUCUCUAAGCUUGAUGGAAGGGAAGGAAGCAAUCCCAGUGGUUCUGGAUCUGGUUGGGAAACUUCUGCCUCUUGACUCUGUCUUUUGAGUCUUUGGACAGCAGUAUAAAACAUAACCAGUUUUCUUUUUUAAUAAAGACCAAUUCUUUCUGAUCCCGAAGGAGGUGUGGUUGGGUCGGCCGUAGCCCCGGGAUGUGGUUUAAAUGGAUUACUGCCUAGCUGAGCCAAAACGUUUGCUUGUACCUGUUGGACCACUACAGCAAACUGCUGCUUACAGUGCAUUGUGUAUUUCCAUAGUACUGUUGCGCAUUUUCCAUACAGACACAAAACUUUGCAAGUCAAUCACUGUUGUUCCCACGGUACUGUUAAAAAAAGAAGAAAGAAAAAAAAAAAAGAAAAAGCCAGCCAAUCAUUGUGUGUACAGAGUUAAAAAUUGUAACUAACACAGAGCCUGUCAAAAACAAAACAAAAAAACAACUGUUGCCUUUUUUCCUUGUAUAAAAGAGAAUUUAUGACAAAAUUUUAGUUGUGAGGAAUGUGAUAUGUGUUUAUAUUUCUGAAUAUGGAACAAAUUGAUUCAUGGGGAUAUAUUUUAAUGUAAACUAAAUCAGGUAUGUAAAGUUGUUUUAAAAUGGGAGACUAUAUAAGUAAUUCUCUAAAGCUUUAGUUGGUUUGAAUAUCAUCCUUUCCUCCACGGUGAGCCUGCUUGUGAAUUAUUAAGCACCUGUUUGCAUUCUGUGUUCUUCUCUCAUUCAUUUCUUACAGUGUGCUAAUGCUCUUUCUGUAUUGAUGAAAAGCAGUAUGUGGGCCAAUCUUUUUAUAAAACACUAUGCAUAUAUAAAUAUUACAUUGUUCAUAGCUUUAUUUGACUUAUGGGUUUAUACGUAACAUUAGAAUGAGUAGCUAUAGUUGUACGGACAUUUAUAAAACAAGCUUCUUUCCUAGAACAGACACAGUGUACGUUCUGUAGCUAAAAAGGAGGGGAAAAAAUUCUGUGAAUGCUAUUUUUAUUAUUAAAGUUUUCCAUCCAAAGCAUACGUGGAGCUGUAGUAGUAAGGCCAAGGAAGAGUACAACUGAAUAACGAUGUUCUUUUUCAUCAAAUACCUAAGAGCCAACUUGGAGAUUUUAUUCCUAAGGCUCCACUGCUAGGAUAUUUCUCAUUAGUUCUAGCAAAAUCUGUGAUGUUAAAUGAUUGAUGCUCUCAUUUGUGGUCCAGAGUUUUAAAUAAAUGCAAUCAAAGUGGGUCUUUGGAGUGCAUCCUGAAGUUAACAUCGCAAUGUCUAUCUUGUAAGAAAUGAUAUUUGACCUUUUAAAAUCCAUAUUCUACCCACCUGGGCUUGUCUCAGCCCGUGAAGACGUUUGACUUGGCAGUUUGCACCUGAAUUCCACACGUCAGGUUUGCUUUGGAAGCAUUGUACUGUACAGGGACUGUGCAUUAAGCAGAAAGAUACAGUCUUCUUUGAACUACUGUAACCUUAAGUUGGAAACUGUUUCUUGUGAGCCUAUUUUCCUUGCCCUCCCCACUUCAUGUAAAUGUCUUGAUGAGAGAUGAUGAAUGAGUAUUUUGUAUGAUUAAAUCAAACCAUUUAGAAAUUCCCCUCCAUGACACAGUUGAUGCCUGAAAGAAUGUUGGGGGGAGGACUAAACCCUACUUGUAUUUUUUAAGUUUCUUUUGUGAAAGAUUUUUUAAUGCAUUUUUACUGUAAAAAUACAUGGAAAUGUAUGCAUUCCAUAACCAC
This is a messenger RNA of Nycticebus coucang (slow loris), 7838 nucleotides long. It is a transcript of the gene MAGI1, whose product is annotated as membrane associated guanylate kinase, WW and PDZ domain containing 1. The record is from RefSeq and is a predicted model, not a curated record. Lineage: Eukaryota; Metazoa; Chordata; Mammalia; Primates; Lorisidae. The transcript has 24 exons. Gene Ontology annotation, cellular component: cytoplasm. Gene Ontology annotation, biological process: signal transduction. The coding region runs from base 599 to 5047 and encodes 1482 amino acids. Gene Ontology annotation, molecular function: protein binding.